This is a messenger RNA of Tachysurus fulvidraco (yellow catfish), 2093 nucleotides long. RefSeq names its product fibroblast growth factor 10a (gene fgf10a). The coding region runs from base 738 to 1352 and encodes 204 amino acids. The record is from RefSeq and is a predicted model, not a curated record. Gene Ontology annotation, molecular function: chemoattractant activity; type 2 fibroblast growth factor receptor binding; growth factor activity. NCBI's taxonomy places the organism in Eukaryota, Metazoa, Chordata, Actinopteri, Siluriformes, Bagridae. Gene Ontology annotation, biological process: limb development; positive regulation of epithelial cell migration; fibroblast growth factor receptor signaling pathway. Gene Ontology annotation, cellular component: cytoplasm. The transcript has 3 exons.
CUGGAAGAAAGAAAGCGAGACAGAUAGGAGAAGGGCGGAAAAAAAAAUCGUUCUGACACACACCCACCCACACACACACGCACACACGAAUCUUCAAAGCUGAGGGCUUUUCAUAGACUGCCUAUUAGCUGAAAAGAUUACAUCUGGGGCCCUGCUCUGAAUAAAUAAGGUGAGAAGAGUGGCAGAGCUCAGUCACUCAGAGGGAGAGAUCCAUCCCGCUUCACCUCAGGAUCCACAGCUUCAACUUCGGUUAAGAACAGGACACACAGGAGGGACUCUACACACUGAGAAGAGAAAAGGAGUGAAAGAGGAACGUUCUCGUCUCUCUCACUGACUUCUCGUCUCUCUCACUGACUUACAGGAGGACCAGGGAUUACGCAAGUUUUGGAUUCUCCCAUCUUCUGUCAGGAACAGACCUGCAAUCCCUGAUUUAAAUUUUACUUGGACAUUUUUUUACUCUCCAAAGGACAUUUUUCUUCUCUCUGAUUUUUCAAAAGUUGACUGGAGCUCUUUGACGGGCACCGUGGGUCCGUCUCGAAGGGCAAGAGGGUGAGUGUACCAAGUUAUGGAUGUUGACACCUUCCUUUCGGACACGAAGGGAACCAGGUCCAGAGUAGGAAUUGACAUUUACAGUGAACGCUCGGGGCUCUGCCCCCUGGCCUCUUCCCUUCUUCCAGGCAGCUCUCCAGCAUGUACCUUUCUGUGAGGCUCUUCCCAGUCCUCCACCCUCCAGUACAAUGUGCACAUGGGAAGUGACUAAGAGUGCCGCAGCGUGGGUUCGUGUGUCUUACCUGUCCUCGCUGCUGCUGUUGCUUGUGCUCGCGUUCUCGGCUCUGCCCGUGGCAUGCCACGAUGCCCGCAGGGCCGCACGUACCUCCAGGGUGGCCAGCAAUUCGUCCUCGACUGCGGUGGUGGUGGGCAGGCAUGUCCGCAGCUACAGCCACCUCACAGGAGAUGUGCGACGCAGGAAGCUUUUCUCCUACCAGAAGUUUUUUCUCAGGAUUGAUAAGAACGGCACUGUCAAUGGCACCAAGUCCAAGGAUGAUCCGUUUAGUAUACUCGAAAUCAAGUCUGUGGAUGUUGGCAUUGUGGCAAUUAAAGGCCUCAAUAGCAACUAUUACCUUGCAAUCAACAAGAAAGGGGUGGUGUACGGAGCGAAGGAGUUUGGCACUGACUGCAAGCUGAUAGAGAGGAUCGAGGAGAACCGGUACAACACGUACGCCUCAGCAGAGUGGAAGAACAAGAAGAAGCACAUGUUCGUGGGUUUGAGCGCCAACGGCAAGCCAAUGAGGGCCAAGAAGACACGGAGAAAAAACACGGCCACGCACUUCCUGCCCAUUCCCAUCCCAUAGGGCCUGUACACGGCAAGCGUUCACUGCACUGAGAAAACACUUGGAACUUUUUCUACAGUAUAAAGAGAUGCCUUUGGAAGGACAGCACUAUGUAUAGUAACUGAGCUGAACUCUUUGCUGAUACAUACAUAUAUAAAUUAUUGGCACCUGAGAUAAUAUAAGACACCGAAAUUCUUUGACAAUAUGAUGGACCAGAAGGUAUAAAAGAACAACAAGGCAAGGCAAGGCAAGGCAAGGCAAGGCAAGGCCCUUCCCUCCUUCCUGAGCGGCCUACAGAGACGUUCACAGAGCGUAUCACAUGUAUUGUGUAUUUGUGUGUGAGUGUUUGCGUGUGACCUUCGGACAUGCUUAUUUAUGCUAUACUAACUUGUAUAGUAGGCUAUCCUGACUUUCCUUCAUGGACUCGCUGUGCUCUGUCUGCAAAUGCAAACACUUAAAGAACAGGAGAUGAGACACUAUGAGAUGGGAUGGCGUUCGAACCGCUGGAUUUAGCCAAGCAUAGCAUAAAACAACUCUAACAAAAUCCUUAUUAACAUGCAAAGCCACUGUAUUUGAUAGCUCCAUUCUUUACCUGACUGCUUCAGAAUAAAUUAUUUAUUUUAUGUAAUAUUUAAAGGGAUACCAAGACAAAAAAAAAUAUGAAAUGGACAUUUUUUAUCAUUUAUGCCUCUUCUUUUAAAAGCUAUUCUAUCGGUAAAACAUGAAUGAACAAAUAAAUAAAUAAAGAAAUAAAGAAAGCUA